AUGUUCUCCAUUCAUUAUUUUCUCGUUUCUUACCUUUUUUCUCUCUCACUCUCUUUCUCACACACUUUCUUCUUUCCAUUCAUUCUUUUUCUCUAUCGCCUUCUUUUUUUUCAUUCAUUUUCCUUCUCUCCUACCUUUUCCCAAUCAUUCACCUUUUCCCAGACUUUUUUUUUCAUUCAUGCUCUUUCUCUAUUGGCGUGUUUUCUUUCAUUCUCCUUAUUUCCCGCCUUUUUUUUAUUUCCCGCCUUUUUUUUCCUUGAUUCUCCUUGUCUACCCUUUUUUUUUUUUUUCAUUCAUUGCUCUUCAACUUCACCUUCUUUGCGUUCAUUCUCCUUCUCUGUCGGUUACUUUUCAUUCAUUUUCUUUUUCAUUCAUUCCCCUAUUCUCUUGUUUUUUUUGGGGGGGUUGUAUUUUUUUUGUUUUUCAUUCAAUAUAUUUCUCCAGCACUUUUUUCUUUUCGGCUAUCGGCCACUUUUCAUUCAUUCUCGUUUUUUCAUUCAUUCCCCUUUUCAUUCACUUUCCUUCUCGCCUGACUUUUUUCUUCAUUUCCCUUUUCCUGCACUUUCUUUCAUUCCUUCUCUUGCUCUAACGACUUCUUUGCGUUCAUUCUCCUUCUCUCCGCCUUUUCAUUCAUUCGAAUUCGUUUCUCCUCCUCCGCCUAUCAGAUUUCCGCCUACUUUUCACUUUCUUCUUUAUCAAGUCUCAACAUUUUCUUCUAUCUAUGUCUUCCUUCGACUUCCUUUUUCAUAUUCUUAUCCAGAUAACCUUCUCCUCCCCUACUUCCUCUCUCAUUUAUAUCUUUUUUUCUUUAUUUCUUCCUCUACAUUAGUUCCCCGCCCCCUGUCGUUAUAUUUCUAUUUCUCGUUUUUCCUGGCCUCUUUCUUUCUUUUCUUGAAAGAAUAA
Messenger RNA from Acanthosepion pharaonis, 903 nucleotides. Lineage: Eukaryota; Metazoa; Mollusca; Cephalopoda; Sepiida; Sepiidae. The record is from the annotation of a GenBank genome assembly.